AUGUCUCAUGCUAAGAAAGACAAGGUGCGCCACGAAGUGCAAAGCAACAGCACUACACCCUGCGUCAUCCUACUCACUGCGGGAGCUGGGGGUGUUGGACUGACUCUCACUGCGGCCAACCACGUGAUACUCUGCGAGUACUGGUGGACGCAGUCGGAGGAGCUUCAAGCCCUGUCGCGCUGUUAUCGGCAGGGUCAAGAGGCAACGGUACACGUUUGGCGCGUGCGAUCGCUCAACUCCGCCAUGGAACUUAAUGUGCAGCGGACGGCGAAGGCCAAGGCCACGGUCACGGGAGACAUCGCUAAGUGGCUCGUUAGGGAUCUUGCGUGGAACUCCAUCGUCGAAUUCAACCGAGACCCUGGGUUGUUUUGCCGCAAGAGUCACUUGGGCUCUCUUGCUAUACGCGAAAUCAUUGACGUCUCUCUUGAUGAUGAGAAGGAAUGCCACUUGGUCCUCGGUGUCACAUCGUUGCCAUGGAUGUGA
Messenger RNA from Colletotrichum lupini, 483 nucleotides. Its product is annotated as mutagen sensitive-41. The record is from RefSeq and is a predicted model, not a curated record. The transcript is spliced from 2 exons. Lineage: Eukaryota; Fungi; Ascomycota; Sordariomycetes; Glomerellales; Glomerellaceae. Bases 1 to 483 code for a protein of 160 amino acids.